Marasmius oreades (fairy-ring Marasmius) is the source of this 543-nucleotide messenger RNA. RefSeq lists its product as uncharacterized. The record is from RefSeq and is a predicted model, not a curated record. The transcript has 2 exons. Lineage: Eukaryota; Fungi; Basidiomycota; Agaricomycetes; Agaricales; Marasmiaceae. Bases 1 to 543 code for a protein of 180 amino acids.
AUGCACCUCAAGCCCUUCAUCCAAAUGUGGGAUCCUGGCCCUCUCAAACCUGUCCAGAGGUUGUACUCACAAGCCUACACCUCGGACAGGAUGCUAGCGCUCGAGAAGGAGGUCAUGCGGUCAGUACCGGAUAACUGCGAGUAUGAAGUGGUGGUUGUUGCCAUUAUGCACCAUUCCGACUCCACCAACCUGACCCACUUUGGGACGGCAUCAUUGUGGCCAGGAUACAAAACAUAUGGCAACAUGUCAAAGUAUCUUCAACUCAAUUUGUCUCAAUUCACAGUAAAUCAUGUCGUGUAUGUGCCUAAGUUUCCAGACUCUUUCUGUGCUGAGUACGAGAGGUUAGUUGACGAGACGGCUACAACAGAGGUCCUGCGUUACUGCAAGCGGGAACUCAUCCAUCUCGUCUGGGGUCUCCUACUCAACAACCCCAAGUUUGUCGAUGCAUACCUCAAUGUGACAUUAGAGCGAUGUGCAGAUGGAAUCAUGAGGUUACUAUUCCCUCGCCUGUUCCCUCAUUCAGCUGAUUAUGUCGAAAAAUAA